AUGAAGAGAACUGCGGCAAUACUGAUAGCGGUGGCGGCUGUGAUCGCCACAUUUGGGUUGGUUUCGCUGGAUAGGAGCGAGGCGGCGACAUCGCCCGCGGCGGGCACGAGCGCAAUCGAGAAAGCCGUGCCUGCGGCGUACGGCAGCGACGGCUCAGGCAUCUGGGUGUCGGGCGAGGGGACGAUUUCGGUUGCGCCGGACAUUGCCACCCUGGACUUCGGCGUGGAGACGAACGCCGCAACUGUGUCGGAGGCAAACAACCUGGCUUCAACUGCGAUGGACGCUAUAGUUGAGGCGUUAAAGGCAAGGGGCGUGAAGGACGAGGACAUGCAGACGAGCCGCUUCAGCGUCUAUCCGCGCUACAAUUAUGUGGAGGAAGAAGUGGACGGCGUGCGGAGCAGCAGAGAGGUUCUGACGGGCUACAGGGUCAACAACAGAGCAACGGUGAAGCUACGCGAUCUUGACGCGAUAGGAGAAGUUAUCGACGAGGUCGUGACGGCAGGCGGCGAUGUCGUGCGGAUAAGCAAUAUCAGAUUCACGCUGGAAGACCCGAAGCCUAGGAUGGCGGAAUUGCGGGAGAUGGCGGUCGCUGAUGCCAAGGCGAAGGCUGAGCAUCUGGCGGAACUGUCCGAUGUUGCGGUGGGACGGCUGAUCUACAUCAGCGAAGGGGCAGCCGCGCCGUCUGUCGGCGGAUUCGCGGAGCGUAGUUUCGGUUUAGAAUCUGCUUACGCUUUCUCUGCAGCCCAAGCAGCGCCCAGCGUAAGCGGCGGUGAGGUUACGCUUUCGCUGAGGGUGCAGGCGGGAUUUGCCAUCUACUAG
Molecule: messenger RNA, 819 nt
Organism: Geodia barretti
Lineage: Eukaryota; Metazoa; Porifera; Demospongiae; Tetractinellida; Geodiidae
Source: the annotation of a GenBank genome assembly